Messenger RNA from Homarus americanus (American lobster), 2743 nucleotides. RefSeq lists its product as uncharacterized. Lineage: Eukaryota; Metazoa; Arthropoda; Malacostraca; Decapoda; Nephropidae. The record is from RefSeq and is a predicted model, not a curated record. The coding region runs from base 938 to 2743 and encodes 601 amino acids. The transcript is spliced from 3 exons.
GUGGGGUGAUACUCUCAUCGCUCCGUCAUAUAACUAUGUGGUGAUGGAACACGUGUAUAUAAUAGUUGUAUGGGAAGUGAAAAUCUGUGAUAGUGGUGCCAUAUUAUGUACUAUCGAUGGGAAACUAUAAACCAACAUGAAAAUUCACGAUAAUUGCAGAAAAUAAUAAAAUUGUUUAAACCUCACAAUUACUCAUCGACGAAUGAUUACAAAGUCUGAUGCGUUAUUGGUGGAAACAUAAUAUUGAUGCUUACGUAAGAAAUAUAAAUGCACUAAUUACACUGUCAUCAAAAGUGAAUAAUGAAAAUGAACGUGUUGUACAUCUUAAGAAUUAUACAACUCGUCUGGUAUAAUGUCUCACACUAACAGGCAAAGUGUUCCAUUUGCGUCACAUAAAUUCGGCAGUGAUAAUGUCGUUUACUAAGAAAAUAACAAACUAUGUCAAUGAAACCGUAUUAUGAAAACCAAAACCGGUAGUUUUAAAUAUUUAUUGAGUUAAAUUACGUGUGAUUAAGUGACGGUGUGUUGUUCUGAAGGGCUACCUCGUGUUUACAAAGUGACGCUCAAUGGUGAUACAGGGAAAGUUUUUGUGCAUACGGCCGUCUACUUGAUGCAUACAGGUGGUUGACUACAUGUACGUAUGUUUACAACAAUACGUAAAACAGUAAAACACCAUCCACUAUGUUGCAUACAUCCACCUAACGUCUCGGUGGUGCUAGAGAGCUUGUAACUUUAUGUUGAUAAACAGAAUUAAUAAAAUUUUUAAACAAACUUCGAGAUGUCCUUCCUAGGUGUUGAAAUUGUUGUUGUUCCUGACAUUUCCAAAGUAUUGCAACAUAUCUUCGAGCGCCAUAGUUGUCAUAUCUCUUCUUGAUGUUUAUAAGGCGCUACUGGCUGCUUGUGUCCAUGAUAUGUGCAUGAAUCUGUUCCUUCAACCAUGGAGGAUCAGCUGAAAACUUUCGGUAUGGUUUACACAUCAACGGCAUCAAUUGGAACUAACAGCAACAACAACUUCACCACCAAUCCCAAUGGUGAAAGGAAAGAUGUCCCCGUAUCCUUUUCGUCCUCUUCUUCUUCCUUAGAAGUCUCUACCAUCACCUCCAGUAGCGUGACAGCAGCUUCCACUUCCUCUAAGGAUACGGCACCGUCCUCAACAUCCGUCCUCAAGAGCACAACGACUCAGGGCCUCUCCAACGCGUUCAACCAGAGCUACACGACGGAGGUACGAUGGGAAGUUCACAAAGCCAAGCACUACUCUAGUUUAGACACCUCCCUCGAGGACUUCGAAGAGACAUUUGACAACGACGAGGAAGAUGCAGAUCCUGAGGGAAGUGAAUACGAGCGCGACGACGGCGCAUAUGAUAACGACAGCGUCAGCGAGUCAGAUAACACCAGCGGGGAGACCGAGUCGACUUUGAGAGCGAGUAGUGCGACCGAUAUGGAGGAGGGAGUCAGAGGACACUGUGCAGAUAUCAGAGAGAUAGACGGCAUCAAAGUGGAAUCGAAGCUUAGUCUAAGUGGGAAUUAUUAUAAGGAGAGAUACACCAUAGACUACGACCAGUCAGGGUGGAGGGGAGUCGAACUCUUUAUCAGGGAAAAGAAAGAAGAUCUGGAUGCGUCUACACACAGUGAGACUCGAUGGACGAGUACUGACGUGAGGAAAGUUAAUGAAAAUUCGACAGUGAAUGAAAGUGCAACAGACAAUGGCGAGACAGACUUUUAUGAGACGGAUAACGGUGAAAAAGAUUUUAAUGAGACGGAUAUUGGUGAAACAGACUUUGAUGGAAGUGAUGCAGGAGAUACGGAAACUAAUGAAACGGAGUCAGAGAGAACAGAAACUGACAGCAUUUCUGUCACAACCAGCACGGAGCCUUCCAAAGAUGAGGAGGUAGUUGAAGAAAAGCCCCAAGUCAAGCAGGAUCGUCAAGGCAAUUUAAACAAGUCUUUCCACGGGGAGCUGGAGCUGGAGAGGCCCAGUAAACAGCAGCCCCGACCCAGGUGGCAGCAAUCCACCGCCGAACUAGAACUGGAAUCCCCAGAUCGUGGAGAGAAGAGCCAGAAAUCCGGACGUCGUUUGUGGUCGCGAUCCAACUCCGGAGAAAAGGAAGUGACAGCCCCUUUAAGGAGACUUCCGAAAACGCCGUCCUUGCAGGAAUCGACAGCUUCGGAGCUCGACGCGAAGUCCUUGACAGAUAAAUCGACGUCCCACGCUCGGGAAGUGACUUUUCCCGAGCGGGAUUUGACGUCGGCAAUGCGGGAAAUGUCAGUGAUGCGGUCUAGGCUGACCAACCUGAGAAAGAUCAUCCACGACAAAAACGAGGAAAUACGAGAGCUGAAGGCCCGCAUGAAAGUUGAGAAGACCAAUUCCAGGACCCGUGAGCUGAUGCUGCAGAGGGAGAAACAGACCAAGCAAGGAGUCGAGCUGGUAUCUUCCAUCGAGCUGGCGCACCUUCGUCGGGAGUUGACUGUCCUUCGCCAAGAGAAAGAUCGCCUGCGAGCUGAACUGACGUUAAAGGCUGCGGCAGAGAGAGAGAAGGCAGCAGAACUGAGGAAAUGCAAACAGGAACACGAGAGACAACUGAAGGUGGUCAAGAUGGAGGUAAAGAGAGACGAAGUGAGGGAGAACCACCAGCUCUCCCUCCUACACAAAUCCAUCUCCAACAAGGAAAAGACGGCGGCGUUCCAGCAUUCCCAUACCCGCCUUAGUAGGAAUCUUGUGUCUGGCUCCGGUACCUGGUCUUAG